Molecule: messenger RNA, 7031 nt
Organism: Bactrocera dorsalis (oriental fruit fly)
Lineage: Eukaryota; Metazoa; Arthropoda; Insecta; Diptera; Tephritidae
Gene: Ggamma30A
Product: guanine nucleotide-binding protein subunit gamma-e
Exons: 4
Coding region: 205-423 (72 amino acids)
Biological process (GO): sensory perception of taste; phospholipase C-activating G protein-coupled receptor signaling pathway
Cellular component (GO): heterotrimeric G-protein complex
Molecular function (GO): G-protein beta-subunit binding
Source: RefSeq, a predicted model, not a curated record
AAGCUACCAGCUCGACGUACAAUUACUGCUGGAAUACCACAUCGCAAACUUUAAAUUUCAAAAAUACAUGUUCGAAGCAAUAGUUUUUAAAUUUUAUAAUUUUUGUAUUUAAGGAGUAAACUGUUUUGGUGCGAAUUUUCGGAAGUACGUGAGCUGUUAAUCAUUUUAAUAGGUGGGGUGGUAUGUGGAUGAAUUUCAGCCGUCAUGGAUCCCAGUGCUCUACAAAACAUGGAUCGGGACGCAUUAAAGAAGCAAAUUGAAAACAUGAAGUACCAGGCUUCGAUGGAACGAUGGCCAUUAUCUAAAAGUAUUGCAGAAAUGCGAUCCUUCAUCGAGGAAAAUGAGAAAAAUGAUCCUCUAAUUAAUGCCCCGGAUAAGAAGAACAAUCCUUGGGCUGAAAAAGGAAAAUGCGUUCUUAUGUAAUAUUAUCGUAAACCCCAACAGUACGAUACCAACAUUCACAAGUAUCCCAUUUAUUACUACAAUCACCACAAUAAUACCACUAGUCAGAAAAAUUUUGUCAAUAAUAAGAAUUAUAAAACAAGGAAUGAAAAUAAAAUAAAUCAACCAUUAAGAAUACAACCACAAAAUGCAAUUAAUGACUACAAUAGCAACAAAGCCAACCUGCAACAUUCAGAUAGUCUUAAUAAAAUAAACUGUUUUAAAGAAAUAACUGAUUAUAAUAAUUCCUUACUCCCAGAAAAUAUUAAACAGCGGGAAAGUCAGUUAAAAUUAAAGAAUGACAUAGAUGGGGUUGAAAGAGAAAGAAUAACAGAAGACUACAGCGUAAAGGAACAAGAUGAAAUUGAUGACUUCUUUCUAAAUGAGGAAACAGUUACAGUAUGCUAUGGUAAUAAUUAUUACAAUAAUAACAACAAUUAUUACUAUCAAAAUUAUAACUUAAAUUACAAUCAACAUCUGCAUGAGUAUUCGCUUUCCAAAACCCAAAAAUUAAUUCACCAGUUAAAACGUCGUACUCUACGAGAAAUUAUACAACGUCCAACUCUUAUACAAAUUGUCGCUUUCUUCAUGUGGUUCCACGGUAAAUUUUGGGAAUUCUACUAUGAAACACUGGCUCGAAGAUUACAGUUUUUAGGUUAACAAUUUAACGAUUUUCUGGAAAAUUAGCUAUGGAUAAACAUCUUUCGUCAACAUAGUUGGUAGGGAUUUCUCUUUGCUGGAUUUGCUAACACAACUGAUUCUAACUAAUUUUAGCUAUUCGUUAAGCUCGUUAGCUGAAUUGGCGGCUAAGAAAACAUUAUGUAUUCAGUUUAAAUAUGUGCAUACAAUAUAUUCAACAAUUUGAAAACAUACAUACAUUAUUUUUUUGCUGAAUCUAAUAUACAUGAAAUGUACUAGUUACAAAAUAUCCACUACAAACUAAUACUCAAAUGAAAUCUGACAAAUCAUCGUAGCCAUUGACGUUCAAUAAUUUCCUUUAGUUUCAUGUUUUUAAUUUUUAUUUUAUAGAAAACUAUUUAGACUUAAAAAUUUUGUUAUUUUUUAUUACCUUUACGUGCUAUUUUUAUUUAAAAUCAUCAUAAACCUCAAAUUUUCCCAAUAUAAGAGCAAUUCUCAAAUCUCCGAAGUAAAUAAAAUAUGAAACCAUAUAAAAAAUCACCAAAAAUUCAAAAUAAUUGAAAUUAUUAUUUUAGAAAUCCUAAUAUGUGUAUUAUGAUAAGUAGUUCUUAAAGAUAUAUUACAAAUACUUAAUUGUAAAAGUCUAACAUUAGUUUUAAAAAUCUGAUGAUGGAUAAAUACAAAAGAUACAACCCUUAUCCCACCCUAUUUUUGAAUAAAGCAUAAUAAACACAAUGUUAUACGCGGAAAUGAUGUAAUUAAAAACUUUAAUUAAUUUUCAAAAAUGCAGCCUUACAAAUGAAAUUAAGCGAAAAAGUGAUAUUACUUUUUGCAUUCUACUUUCACGCGAUCAAAUCACAUUCACCUUAACCAAAAGCAAAUAAUACGUGUUCACUAUAAACAUUUUAAAUUGAAAUUUUCUAUUACCUACAUUAAUUAAACCUAUUACUGGGAAAAUAUAGUAUAUUCGUAGAAAGAUGUAUGAAGCCAAUGCUACGAUUUUUGAUAUUCAGAACUUUUUUAUAAAAAUAAAACUUCGACAUACAUACAUAUAAAUACUCGUAUAUUGAACUUUGCUAGGCGAAGGAAGAUUAUUCACUAUGAUUUAUUCAACAUGCGCUAUGUGCCUAUCAGUAAACAAAAAUUAAUAUUUAAAUCAUAGAUUCGAUAAUGAAUUCAUGAAAUGCUAUUGAAAAUUGUGAAACUACUUUAAUCACAACUAUUACCUCUUUCCUUACUAGCUAUUAGAACUUCACUUAAAAACAAAAAGUCAGUUGUGUUAUUUCAAAUGUAUUUCGUUUUCAAUUAACACUUUACUGAAAGCAUCGAAGCGAAAUUUUUACCCGUAAGCAUUUUUGCUUGCUUAAUCAGGAAAACUAGCUUUGCCACUAGUAUGGUCAAAAAGAAAGGUAAUAAAUAUAUUUUAUAAAAUCUUACCAAAAAAAAAAUUAAAAACAGUGAACUAGUUUCAAUGUGUAGUAUAUAUGUAUAUGGAUCAUAGUUUCAGUAUAUAUUAUAAAUCACUUGUGACGAUUUAAUUGGAUUGCUACAUACGUAUAACAUUUCUUCUCACUGUUUUAUUACUUUCCGAUAUUAUUAAUGACUUAAGUGAGGAAAGUAGAAGACAAUUUCAACAUAGUUCAAACAAUAUGUAUGUACUUUUAACAUUCUAUUGAAAAGGCCAAAUAAGGUAUUAAUAAUAAAUAGGCGAAAGCAAAUUAACAACAUAAUUUAUAUUUAAUUAUAGCUUAACAUAAUUUACAACUGUAUUCGAAUGCAAUUCGAUAGCUUCAGUCAUGUAUUUAAUUCAAAAUCAAAUUAUUCGAAAAUGUUCAUCGUCUAAUUCAUCGAAAAUGAGUAAAUAAAAUGAAACUUAAUUAUAAAAUAAUAAAAAGAUGGCCAAAACGUAAGUCAAUAUAUACAAAAUUAUAUACACAUACAUAUUAUAUAUACAGAAUAUAAAGAAGUUGUCCUUCUGGUAUAUGUGCACACUAAAAUAUUUAGUAAUCUUAAGAGUUAUCAAAUUGUAAAUGUCUCACAAAACUUAUUAGUUUGCUUUCGUAAAUAAAAUAUUAAAGUUACUCAAUGGAAUAACACCAAAUACAAAUUUAAUGAGUACUUAAGGUUAAAAGAGCCAUAGCCAAUGUAUCGAUACAACACGUAACAUAAAGUAAUUACACUAUUUAAAUUUUCUUACAUCAUACAUAUAUACUUGUGUUAAAAUUGAAUUAACAAUAGUACCAACAAAAUAUUAGAUAUUUUCGUUUUUUACCAGGAUAUCAUGAAUUCAUUUGUUAUUAAAAUAAAUUUAUUCGAGAACUUUAAGCCAAAGUAAGGAAGAAUGUGUUGAAAAUAAGUUGGAGUUCAGUAAAAUAACUGAAUUUGGCUGGCGAAGAUAAAAAGAAAACAAACAAAUACAACUGCAAUUAAAAACAAACCCGACAUUUACACAUACAAAGUAGUUGACAAACAGAUGUCAAAUUAGUGAUGAGUACAACAAACGUAAAACUUAUAAAUACACAUCCUUAACAACAACACGAAGGAAGAGUCGUCAUAAUUUUAAGUCAACAAGCAACAAAAAUACGAAAUAAUAAGUAAAGUAGGUUUACUAAAAUAUUAAGACAUGUUACAUAAAAAGUAGUAGAAGCAUAUAACAACUUUUAAUAUUUGAUCUUGAAUAUAAUAAUAAAAAUAAUAUAUGUGUGUUAACAAAUGUAAUCAUUCCGAAAAAAUACAAUUUUAAUAAUAAUGUGUGACGAAAAAACAGUAAUAGUUUAAAAAUAAAUCAGAACCGGAGUUACUCUGACAUUCAUUAAAAUGACUAUCUAAUAAUUGAGCGUUAAUUGCAGCUGAAAAAUAGUGUUAAGAUAACAUUUAAUAGCAUAAAAAAUCAAAACAACAAUCGUUUAAUAAGUAAAUAUUAAAAGACACAACGGAAAAGUUUAAGGUGUAAAAGAAAAAUGUCUUUAUCCAUAUGAAAAAGGUGUGAUUUGAUUUUCUGAAACCGUUAGUUUCUGUGAUUGGAGAAUUCAUGAAACCGAAUGAAAUAACCAAUAAAUUUUAAGUUACAUCAGUUUAAAAUGUAUUAAAGUUAUUACAAAAGUAUUUCAGACAAAGUAGAGAAAAUAUAUAUUUAAACUGGUUAAGUAACAAGAUAAGCAUAUAAUUAUCACACGUGUAAAUGCAUAUUUCUACAUAAACAAAAUUUAUAUUCUUGAAUAAUACAAUUAUUUUGAACAAUACAUAACUUUCCGGAAUUUUGGGAAAUUUGUAGGAAAACUUACAUAAGAAUAGCUCAGAACCGAAAAAUAUAUGUUUAUAUGUUAAGAAUGGUCAAUGCUCAUUUAAAUAAAUUAAGUAAAGGUUUAUAGUUAGUUUAAAUUCAAGUAUUGAGAAAGGAGAUAAAGUAAAUUGAAGGCUAAGCAGCUGAGAAAAAUAUUUAUGAAAUAUCGAAAAUUGGCUAGGAAGCAAAAAAUAUUUGAUUGCAGUCAAAAGAUUGAAGUACAGAUGUACAGACUGUGAAAACGAAGAGGCAGUGAGAACGAGCGAAAGAUUUUGCGAAAAAACUGCCAAAAUAUCACCACAAACUAACAGCCAAGAUUUUAAAAGGGAUGGAUUUAAUGGGGAGUUAUUAAAUGUCUUCUACAAUGGCUCAUUUUACAAAAUUCGAACACACAAUUAGCAGAUACGUUGAAAGUCGUAUCGCAUAGAUGGAAACUUUUUCAUCUUUUGAUAUUAAUCGAUUAGAGACAUAAUAACAAAAAAGCUUUGACAAUUAAUCUAUGCAAAUAUGCAUUUAAUUCGACAAACAAUUCGAAGAACAAAGAAAAUAACUAAUAUAUGGUACUUUUAAUUGAGAAAAUUUCGUAUACAUAUGUAUGUCAUUUCUAUAUACCCAUAUUGUUGUCAGAUCACAUUAAAUGAAUUUCUGUUUUCACAAACAAUCAAAGCCGUAAUAAGUUUGCCGAAAGCUCUUAUGAAGCCUUAGAAAUUAACCGUAGUAAUGCUGUCAUUUGUGCGGUUGUGCGACAAUUGUUAUGCGCGAUACGAUAUAUCACUGAGAUAGGGUUGGAAACGUGUAUUAAUGAGGAGUCAGAACACUCACGAACAGCCACAGCAUGAAUGUGUGAAAUCUGUGGUGAUGAUUUUGAGCGUGUAGGUAAGCUAGGAUGAUUGAAUUUACAUCACCACAUUUCUGCGUAACAUAUAUGUGUAUACUUGAAAUUAUUCAGUAUAAGAAAUAACAAUACAUACAUACGUAUACCGCAAAAACAAUUGUAUUAGAAAUUGAAAAAAUUUAUUCAGCGUCCCCAAAAAAUAUUAACACAGUUUUUGAAGCGUGUAGUAUUUCAUAAUUAUAUUGAUAUAGGAAAAAAAUCACUUCAACCUGUAAUCAAAAACUAAUGUAGUCUUACUUUUUAUUGGCACGAUAUUUUGCUCAUAAACUCUUUUAAAAAUAAUCACUAAAGUUCGUUUUAAACCGAUGUAGUAUAGUAUUUGUCAGAGCAUCAUCCUCGAAAGUUUAAUGUUAAUUCUACUGAGAAAUAUAAACCAGUUCAUAGAGGUUACAAAUAUUAAAAUAGAAAAUAUACUCUUUGGAAAGUAUAAGCUUAAUCGUGUUAUGGUAGCAGGAUGUUAUAUGAACUGUUACAUUUCAUCAGGUAUGUUCGAGGAAGAGACGUACACAUACCUACAACAUUGGGAAGUGUACAUACAUUUUACUAGAAUUCUAAAUAAUAACGGAAACGUUCUUUUGAAGGCACUAUAACCACGAAGUAUCACAGUGAUAACCACGAGUAAAACAAAUAUUAAUGAUGGAGAAACGGAAAUGUUAAACAUUAUAAAAUGGAGUAGAUGGCAAAGUCAAAUUCAAUGAGGUUAAACUACCGAGAUCUCUAAUAUUUAGAUAUUUAGUAGCGUAAGUUAAUGUUGGCUCUCAAAUUAUAACAAACGAUAUUAUUAACAAAAGAAUUAGCAAAAAUUAUCAAUUACAAUGCAUAACUAUUAAAAUAUAAUAGAGUUUAAAUACCUUUUCAAAAUAUUACAUUUUAAUAAUGUUACCAAAAGUAUAGAUUUAUGAUUACAUGUAAACUCCAAGCGACUUGCAUGUUAAAUUACUAUAUUGUGCAUUUUGGAUACAUAUUAAAUGCAUAAUAGUAGCUGCUUGAGCUUAAGAUUAAUUAUAAUUAAGAGAUUGAUUGAUAUUGAAAGUUGCCCAAAUUUACCAAAAUAAACUCUAAAGAGUUUCUAGCGGUCAACAACAUCUAGACUGCAAAAAGAAAAAAAUCUUUGUUUCAUUUAACAUUUAGUUUAAUGUAUUCUGCUUAGAAUGACUAAUUAUACUUAAACGAGAUAUAUAGAAAUACAAGUAAAUAAGUUAGUGAUGGUAUUUAAACAAAAAGAAAAAAAAACGACAAACGGAAAACAUCAUUCGUAAAAACCUAUAAAAAGAAAAAAAUUUAAAUUCAAAUACAUAUAACAAUACACAAUUAUUCAGAACAAACCCUAUUUAUUUGUAUUAUAUACGAAGGCACUUAUAUUAUUGUGGGAUAUUAAAACAGGUAAUAACCUUAUAUUCAGUAACAAGCAAAAAAUUUAAACCACUCUUAGAAAAAAUAUUUGAAUCGGCAAGAACUUUGAACAUACAAUAUAUAUGAAACUACAAUUUUAGCCACUAUUAGAAAGAAAAACAAACGAUUUCCAAACUAGAAAUAAUCUGUAACUCAUAAUGAGUAGUGAAAAAAAUCACCAAUAAAAUGAAAAAGUAUUCCAAGUAAAAAUCUAAACAUCUUAGUGAAAAAGCACCUUCUAAGAAAUUAAAAAAAAAAAAACAAUUAAAAAGUAUGCCUGCGUUUUAUUUUUUACUCCGCAUUCGUCAAGAAAUUGUUAAUUUAACAAAUUAAAGCUCAUAAAUAAACAUAUUCAAAAUAUCCUUCAACUUCCCAAUCCAA